This is a messenger RNA of Ictalurus punctatus (channel catfish), 3169 nucleotides long. RefSeq names its product napsin A aspartic peptidase (gene napsa). Gene Ontology annotation, biological process: proteolysis. Gene Ontology annotation, cellular component: lysosome. NCBI's taxonomy places the organism in Eukaryota, Metazoa, Chordata, Actinopteri, Siluriformes, Ictaluridae. Bases 130 to 1326 code for a protein of 398 amino acids. The record is from RefSeq and is a predicted model, not a curated record. Gene Ontology annotation, molecular function: aspartic-type endopeptidase activity. The transcript has 9 exons.
GCCGAAGUUUUCCGAAGCUCAGAGGCAGUAGCGGAAGUCUUCGGGUGCAGUCAUACUGGGCGAGAGAGAGAGAGUUCACAAACUUUAAUCUUCCACUCGCUUUGUUUGCUGGUGGAUUGAGGUGUAAACAUGAAGAAUCUCGGACUGAUUCAGGGAUUAUUGCUGUUUUUUAUGAGCAGUGACGCCAUUAUCAGGAUUCCUCUGCGGCGGAUGCCCUCUGUUCGCCGCAUGCUGGUGGACAACGCUCUCGCUCAGGGCCAGCUGAAAUUGUGGAAGGCGGAGGAAGGCAGUGACAUGGCGUGGAGCACGGACGCCACUCAUUGUCCGGUGGAGAAACUCUCAAACUUCAUGGACGCUCAGUAUUACGGUGUGAUCAGCAUCGGGACUCCGCCGCAGGAGUUCACCGUCCUGUUUGAUACCGGCUCCUCCAACCUGUGGGUUCCCUCCAUCCACUGCGCCUUCUUCGAUCUGGCCUGCUGGCUCCACCAUCGAUAUGACUCCAAGAAGUCGAGUACGUAUGUACAGAACGGUACUCAGUUCUCCAUCCAGUACGGCAGAGGAAGUCUGAGCGGUUUCUUCAGUCAGGACACGGUCACGCUGGCAGGUCUGGGUGUACAGAACCAGAUGUUUGCCGAGGCGGUGAAGCAGCCAGGCGUGGUGUUUGCCCUGGCGAAGUUCGAUGGCGUGCUCGGCAUGGCAUAUCCUAUCCUGUCAGUGGGAAAAGUCCGACCUAUAUUCGACUCCAUCAUGGCUGGCAAACUCUUGCAGCAGAACAUCUUCUCCUUCUACAUCAACAGGGACCCUAAAGCGGAGGUCGGGGGGGAGCUGAUGCUGGGUGGUUGUGAUAAGCAGUAUUUUGAUGGAGAUCUUCACUACCUGAACGUCACCCGGAAAGCUUACUGGCAGAUCAAGAUGGACACAGUGGAGGUGGGAAGCACACUGACACUGUGUAAGGACGGUUGCCAGGCGAUUGUCGACUCGGGAACGUCCAUGAUCACAGGGCCUGUGGAGGAGAUUCGAGCUCUGAACAAAGCCAUCGGGGCCGUCCCUCUGAUCAUGGGGGAGUACUGGAUUAGCUGCAGUAAAAUUCCCUCACUGCCGGUGGUUUCCUUCCAUCUGGGAGGGAAAGUGUUCAACCUGACUGGAGAGGACUACGUGUACAAGUCCACAAAGAUGGGCGUGUCUGUGUGUCUGUCUGGUUUCAUGGCGUUGGACAUACCGCCCCCUGCUGGUCCUUUGUGGAUCCUGGGAGAUGUUUUUAUGGGCCGUUUCUACACCGUCUUCGACCGAGACAACAACCAAGUGGGAUUCGCUCCUGCCAAGUGAUUCCAGUGAACCUUGAGGUGGUUGAUAAGAAGUGUUUGAGUGCUGACAUUGUUCUGACAUUUCUCUCCUUAUUUGCAUGUAAACGGCGCAUAGAUUUGAGCAACUCUUUAAGCAGUGUUUCUUUUCAAUGAAACUCUUUAAAUGGAUCCAAAAAAAAAAUUAAGUCUGUAAAAAACCGGCUCACUCCAGGUUCUCCAAGUGGAAUAAUAAAAAAAAAAGGUUACUCAAAAGGGUACCUCAAUGGGGCAAAUCAGUGGGGUAACUCAAUGGUUAAGAUGAAGGGUUAAAUUCAGUGGUUCACCCAAAGUGUCACUCGAAGUGUAAACUCAAUUGGGUAACUCAGUGGGGUAACUCAGUGGGGUAACUCAAUGGUUAAGAUGAAGGGUUAAAUUCAGUGGUUUGCUCAAAGUGUAACUCGAAGUGUAAACUAACUCAGUGGGGUAAAUCAGUGGGCUAAUUCAAUGGGCUAAUUCAAUGGGCCAGCUCAGUGGGGUAACUCAGUGGGGUAACAUCUAGCAUUACCCAAAAUGUAACUCAAAUUUCUGCCAUUUAAUUUUUUCCAUAUUUGCUUACAUUAUUAAUCCAUUAUUAUUUGAACCUUUCACAAAGUUGAAUAUACGCCAAAAACGGAAUUUAACAAUAUAUAUAGUCUUAAAACAAUAUAAGGUUAAUGACGGUAUAUUUCACAAACACCAGCACAGUAUCGUUGUCUCACUCUCUUUUCCUUCAUACACACACAUCAAAUCCUUUCUCUGAUCAUAUCAGCUUGUUUUUUUUUAUCAUAAAGUUUAAUCAUGUCCAGUCACAUUCAGCCUGAAUACAAAGGUUUUCUUUUUUUAAGUCAACUCAAAUUCCUGUUUCAUUCUCCUACAUUUCUGUUUGAAUAUUUUGCAAAGUUUCCAAAAAGAGUACAAGUGUGAGACGACGUUAUCAAAAGAGCGUCAGACAGGUCCGGUUAACGGCUCCGUCACACUACCAAACGAAACCGCGUGACGAACACCAGCACAGGUUCAACUAUUAUGUUCAUUAUUAACAUCAAGCUUGGAACUUGGAUUAUAAAUAAAGUACCGCAUGGACCUUAAGCACGCUUUAAUCUCCUGGCUAGCUUUAAUUUCCUUUUUUGCUGUGUUUAAAUGUGUCCAAUCAUGAGAGGUCUGAAUAACCAGGAUGUGAUCUGAGGACAGGGUCGACUGUUAAAGCAUCAGUUAGAACUUGUGUUAAAAUUUCCUGCAAAAAAAUCCGGCAGCUUUCAGAAUUUUGUGUUUAUAGAAAAGGAGAAACAAACGCUAAAUUCCAGCUGAAUACUACACCUGGGCGACGUCAUGAAGUAUGACGAAAAAUCUUUUUUAUCUGUUUAUUUACAUUUAAUGUAAACAAGUUGGUUCUUGUUGUCAGUUACAUUGUAACGGCUAUAAACAGUCGUUCCCGCACCAAACCUCUCUUAAUUUCUAUCCAUAUCUACAGCUAGUGGAGAAGAAACCAGGAACAUGAGAGAAGUACAGCAUUUGGACUAAAACUAUGCAAAUGUAAUGUUUUUUUUUAUUUUUAUAUAUUUUCUAUAUAGCUACAAGUUCUUAAAAAAUAAAAGUGGUGAAUCAGUUUAAAAGUUCUGUUGAAUCUCUGUACAUUUGAGCUGCUGAAAUUGGGAGGUCUUUUAGUUUUCCUGUAUGUUUAGCUUUGACAGAUUGUUACUGAAGCUCCAUCAUUUCCAGAAAGACCUAAAUGAUGAUGUUUAAUUUUUAUUAUAUUUUAGCUGAUUGUUGCACUGAGACAUGGAUUUGCACUGCGCUGGCUUUCAGCUGUGAAACUUGAAAUAAAGAAAUGUGUGUUUUAUUAAAACAAA